GAGGAGCGUGUUUUCAUCGACCUCAAACCUUUCAAGAUGUGGGCACUAAGUGGAAAAUAACUACUUAACGAUGAAUUCUCAUUUUCUACUCGACAGCAAGAUCUGGAUCAGAAUGAGGUGUUUGAUACUUUUUAGUUUGAUUGGGCAAGUUGACCUUGUUGACAACAUAUAUGACCACUGGACAGUAAACGCACCAUCAGCAUCUCCACUUACCCUCAUCUUCCUCAACCAAUCAGAUGCCACUUUCCCAUAACAAAGAGAACUCCAGACCUCUGGAUUUGGACAUUAAAUCGCUGGCCAACAGGAUUAUCUUUGUUCAGAACAGGGAAAACUGAUGACAUAGUCAAAAGCGUGCGAGUCUGAGGUCAAUGAUGGUUCAGGGCAAGUGUGAACUCAUCGCUCUGUGUCUGGGCAUCAUCGGUCUGAUCGGCGCGGUGGCCAUCACAGGCCUUCCCAUGUGGAAAGUGACAGCGUUCAUCGGUGAGAACAUCAUCGUGAUGGAGACGCGCUGGGAGGGUCUGUGGAUGACGUGCUUCAGACAGGCCAACAUCCACAUGCAGUGCAAAGUCUACGACUCUCUGCUGUUCCUGCCGCCGGACCUGCAGGCGGCCCGCGGGUUGACGUGUUGCGCUCUGGCUCUGUCUGGAGUCGGGCUGCUCGUGUCUCUCGUAGGCCUCCGUUGCAUGUCGUGUCUCAGGGAUCAACCGCGGGCCAAAAGCCUCAUUGCAAUGGCCGCGGGGGUGAUGCAGAUUUUAGCGUCCGUUUGCGUGAUCAUCCCAGUCUCCUGGAUGGCCCACACCAUCAUUAGAGACUUCUACAACCCUCUACUGAUUGAUGCUCAGCGCAGGGAACUAGGAGAGGCGCUGUAUAUCGGUUGGGUAACUAGUGCUUUUCUGUUGGCGUCUGGAAUUAUAUUUCUCUGUCGUCGUGUUGAUCCAAAACCAGGCUCAUUUCAUGCUCGUCCACCAACUAACAAACCCAUUUUAAACCGCUUCCAGACCUUUAACUCUAUAAGACACCAGCCUUUGGUCCAGAGCAACAGUCUUUCCAUUCAACAGCUUUCGCCAUCCGCGUUCAGCUACGCCAUUACGCCCUCUAGUGGCCAACAUUCACCCUACAGCAUGCAGGCCAUGGCCAUGGGGUCUUUAGUGUACAGUCAGAAUGGUCAGAAUCCGAACUAUUAUGGCCAAAAUGUGAUGCAGUACGUACCCAGGAACACACAUUACCCGCAUCAGCUUUCCACGCACUUUAAAGGAAGCGACGGCAGCGAUCCGUACGCUUCAUACGCCACCGGAUCCACGUUUCAUCCUGUGCCGCAGAAUCCGCUCUUCUUAGGGUACAACUACUCCAGGGUGCAGUCGUACUGCUCGGACAGUAGCUCUGGAUUGCGUAUAUAAGUGUUUUUGAUGUAUUUCAACAUUUUGUUUUUUAAAUUAAAAAAACAAAUAUGGUCAGAAAGUUUUGUGGGGAUAUGAAGCUCUUCAAGGCGGUGACCUUUUUCAUCCCAAAGCCCCCCAUUGUCAAAGACAAUAUUUUAAAAUUUCAUAAUUAAUAUUCUCCUCUUUUUUAUUUAUUUAUUUAUUUUCAGCCAA
Messenger RNA from Onychostoma macrolepis, 1592 nucleotides. It is a transcript of the gene cldn8.3, whose product is annotated as claudin 8.3. The record is from RefSeq and is a predicted model, not a curated record. The transcript has 6 exons. Gene Ontology annotation, biological process: cell adhesion; bicellular tight junction assembly. Bases 369 to 1397 code for a protein of 342 amino acids. Gene Ontology annotation, cellular component: plasma membrane; bicellular tight junction. Gene Ontology annotation, molecular function: structural molecule activity. NCBI's taxonomy places the organism in Eukaryota, Metazoa, Chordata, Actinopteri, Cypriniformes, Cyprinidae.